Messenger RNA from Bursaphelenchus okinawaensis, 1628 nucleotides. Lineage: Eukaryota; Metazoa; Nematoda; Chromadorea; Rhabditida; Aphelenchoididae. The record is from the annotation of a GenBank genome assembly.
AUGGGACUGACUUCCAAAGACAAACGAGAUAUUUACUAUCGACUGGCCAAGAGUAAUGGAUGGAGAGCCAGAAGUGCUUAUAAGUUGAUGCAGAUUCAAGAACACUUUGGGAUAUUCAAGGGUAAACUUUCUUAUUAUGUUGUUUAUGUUUAGAGAUUAAAAUCGUUGUGACUUUCGGUUAAGAACAUUGGUAAAACAUUUGUCGACAAAGCCUAUACCUAAAACCUAAUAUUCUUUAGAUGUAACGCGAGUAGUGGAUCUGUGCGCAGCUCCUGGAUCGUGGAGUCAAGUAAUAACAUCGGAACUACAUUCCAAGCAAAAUGGUUUAUCUGAUGUUCGAAUAGUAGCCGUGGAUCUUCAGCCAAUGGCUCCCUUACCUGGUGUAAUUCAACUCAAAGGUGACAUUACUGAAGAAUCGACGGCAGAAGCAAUCAUUAGUCAUUUUGAUGGGCAAAAAGCGGACCUGGUUGUUUGUGAUGGUGCUCCUGAUGUUACUGGAUUACACGCUUUUGAUGAAUUUCUUCAGGGACAAUUAGUGUUUGCUGCUUUCAAUAUCAGCACGUUUGUACUGAAGGAAGGUGGAACGUUCGUGUCAAAAGUUUUUUUGGCUGGUGAUGGGGUGUUGUUGAAGACGCAGAUGAGCAUGUUCUUUAAAUAUGUUGACUUUUACAAACCACAGAGUAGCAGAAUUAGCAGUUCAGGUGAGGUUUUUUGUAUUGUUUUAGGUUUAGUAGAUAUGGGAGGUUUGAAGAUUUUGGAGAUGAUUGUUAAUUUAUUUGAAAAACAGUUAAGAAUAUUUAAAAAGGAGUAUGUUAACAUGCCUUACUUCAAUUUUCAUUGAUUUUGAAUUGUUGGGCAUCAAGAUAUAACGAAAUUACUAAAGCACAUUACCUUUUUUUACUGCUUUUCAAAGUUUAUGCUCUUUCUUUGCAAAAAAUAGGAGUUUUAAGUAAAAUACGUUGCUUGAUUAUGUAGAAAAAUCUUUUUGGAAGGUACCAAAGUCAAUAUCAUUUCAGAAUCUUUUAUUGUUUGUCGAGAAUAUCAGCCACCAACCGGCUAUACCCCGAACUUGAAGAACAUUCUACAUACUGAUGAUUAUGGUAUGAAUACAAUGUUUUACACUGUAAUUUUAUUAUGUGUGGGUUUAGAGACAUAGAUAGGGGGAGGGGAGAGAAGGUGGGGUAAAUAGGGGUGGAUUUACCCCUCCCAGAAAAAAAUUAUAACGACGUUCUAUAUUUUGAGUUAUUAGCUUGUUCAAAUAAUUCUGUGCACUUUUUCAAAACAAAUUUUUGGGGGUUGGGGGCACAGAAUUUUUUGAACAAUUUAAUACUACCACAAAUUUAUGAAAUAUCUGCCAAAAUUUAAAGAAAUGUUUAGAAAAAGCCAAAGAAGACCUAAAGGACGUGAACAAAACCCUAGUGCCAUUCAUGUGUUGUGGAGAUUUAAGUGGCUUUGAUUCGGAAAGAAGCUUCGGUUUGGACACAAAAAGAUUAUUGGACAGAUUGAAGCAUAAAUUGGGAUCAGUUGAACUAAAACAAGGUCUCAAAGCUGUAGCACCACCCACAGAACCGGCCUACAAAGAGGCGCUACAGAAAAAGAAGACUGGGCUACUGGAUAAGCCGCAGUAA